CGGAGUCAUGCCUUUAGAAACCAAACAUCGAAUUUUGUUGCUUUAUGCCUCACAAAACGGACAAGCGAAAGCGAUUGCUGAGGAAAUUGCUGAAGCAGCAGAUGGAAAAGGAUUUAUUGCUGACCUAUAUUGUGUGAGCCAAAUGGAAGAGUUCAACCUGGAGAAGGAACGUGCUCCAGUUGUUAUAAUCGCCUCUACUACUGGUGUUGGAGAAGUACCAGACACAGCAAGGAAAUUUGCACAAAAGCUUAAGAGUGAUUUGCCAGCUAACUUCUAUUCACACAUAAAAUAUGCAGUAUUAGCUCUUGGAGAUUCCAACUACUGUUGUUUUGCCAAUGGUGGAAAGAUAAUUGAUAAAUGCCUUCAGCAGCUUGGUGCACAACAUUUCUAUGCAACUGGAUAUGCAGAUGAUGGUGUUGGGUUGGAAUUAGUGGUUGAACCUUGGAUUGAAGGUCUUUGGGAUGCAUUGAAGGAAUUGUGCCAGAAGCAAAAAGAGGAGAUUAACAGUGAUGCAGAAAAAAUAUUGGAUACGAAUGAUGUUUCAACAACAAACAAGAGUUUUGAGUUGUCAGAUAUUGAAUUGAGGUUAGAAGCAAAUGUACCGCCAACAGCUAAAGAUUCAUUUAAUUCAUCUGAGGGUGUUGAACAGAAUCCUAUUGUAGCAGGGCUUCAGGAAUGUUGUCUAGUGCCAACCUGGGUAAAAUCUGAAAAGCCCUUGUCAGAAACUGCUCUGAAUAUCCCUUCACUGCCAGUGGUGUAUCUAAAUGUGGAGUUUCAGAAGAGCACAGUGCAGGUCUGUGAACAAGAAUGCUUCUUGCUAGCACCAGACAUCACUCUGUUUCAGGUUCCAGUGACUAAAGCAAUUUCCCUAACCCGGGAGGAUGCGGUGAAAACUGCACUAUUUUUGGAGCUUGAUAUUUCAAAAACCUCAAUGACGUAUGAGCCUGGAGAUGCUUUCAGUAUUAUAUGUCCUAAUAGUAAGAGUGAGGUGGAAGAACUAAUUCAGAGGCUUGGGCUUGCAAACAAGAAGAACCAUGUGGUUGAAAUAAACAUUAUACCAAACAAUAAGAAAAAAGGUGCUCACUUGCCUGAAUAUAUACCAAAGAGAAGUACGCUGCAAUUCAUUCUGACUUGGUGCCUCGAGAUACGAUCAGUUCCCAAAAAGGCAUGUUUGCGAGCAUUGGCUGAAUACACCUCUGACUCUUCUGAGAAACGGAGACUACAAGAGCUGAGUAGCAAACAGGGUACUGCAGACUAUACCCGGUAUAUGAGAGACCACAACAUUUGCCUGCUUGAUAUUCUCCGUGCCCUUCCGUCAUGUCGUCCACCACUUAGCCUUCUAUUAGAACAUUUACCAAAACUGCAAGUUAGAUCCUAUUCAGCAGCCAGUUCGCCUAAGUAUCACCCUGGUAAACUUCAUUUUGUUUUCAAUAUUGUGGAGUUCCCAUCCUGCCCUGAGAAGCCUAUCAAACGAAGAGGAGUAUGUACAGGUUGGCUGGCAGAACAAGUUACGUCAAUGCUUCAAAACUAUGAGAAUGAAACUAUAAUCAGUGACUGUUUGUCAAAUGGAUUUGAAUUGCCACAGAUAUCCAUCUUCAGCCGGCACAACCCAUUUUUCCAUCUACCUGCUGUUAUGGCAGCUCCUAUUAUCAUGGUGGGCCCUGGAACUGGGAUUGCUCCCUUCAUAGGUUUUCUACAGCAUCGCCAAAAACAAAAAGAAGAAAAUCCUGACUUUGCUUCUGGUGAAACGUGGCUAUUUUAUGGCUGUCGACAUCAUGAUCGAGAUUAUCUGUUUCGAAAUGAGUUAAAAGGCUUUCAAGAUAAUGGCACCUUAACACAACUGAAAGUCUGUUUCUCAAGAGAUCUACCCAAGGAUACAACAGCAGGAAAACCAAAAUAUGUUCAGCAUCUACUUCAUCUCUUCGCUGAAGAUGUCGCAAAAAUGUUGCUGGAUGAAAAUGGUUAUUUCUAUGUAUGUGGAGAUGGCAAGAAUAUGGCUAAAGACGUGGCCAGUUCUCUGACUGAGAUUGUAUCAGAAAAGCUGGGCGUGGAUACUUUGGUUGCCAUGAAAGUUUUGGCCGACUUGCGUGAAGAGAAACGUUACCUACAGGAUGUCUGGACUUAACUGCAAUUGGAAGGGAAAAUAUAAAUUGAAAACAACUUUAUCCACAGAAAUUACUAAUCAGUUUUAAAUGCUAAUUGUUUGAAGAAAUGUUAGAAAAAUAUGCUUCAUAGCCAAAGUGCUUGUGGAAUUUGUUUUUGAAUAGUUGGCACUAUCCCUUGUCAAAGAUAGUGAACUGAUGGUCUUAUUUUGAGAAACAUUGCUCUGAUGUUAUUGUGAAACAAAUUACAAGAAGUGGUCCCAACAUCUCUUCAAAAUCAGCUUUUAAAAAGCUCUGACAUUAAGUGUCAAUGGGAAUUUUUGCUAUGUGAAUUUUGAGCUUUUGGAUGAAACCUAAUAACCCAUCCAGCUAACAUUUUAUUUGUUUUAACUUUAUGUAUUAUUUUUACCAAAGUAUUGUAAAUGCAUUUAUUUAUGUAAUUUUUAAAUUAUGCCUUUUAAAAUGUC
Molecule: messenger RNA, 2569 nt
Organism: Rhincodon typus (whale shark)
Lineage: Eukaryota; Metazoa; Chordata; Chondrichthyes; Orectolobiformes; Rhincodontidae
Gene: mtrr
Product: 5-methyltetrahydrofolate-homocysteine methyltransferase reductase
Exons: 14
Coding region: 8-2125 (705 amino acids)
Biological process (GO): homocysteine metabolic process
Cellular component (GO): cytosol
Molecular function (GO): FMN binding; flavin adenine dinucleotide binding; [methionine synthase] reductase (NADPH) activity
Source: RefSeq, a predicted model, not a curated record